Messenger RNA from Pseudo-nitzschia multistriata, 1185 nucleotides. Lineage: Eukaryota; Bacillariophyta; Bacillariophyceae; Bacillariales; Bacillariaceae. The record is from the annotation of a GenBank genome assembly.
CAUGGCUAUUCCCAAAAACUAUCAAAGCAACUAGAAAUGAAUAGGAGCGAAACGAAUCACUAAGGAAUGAAAGAGUGGUUUUUCAAAAAAGUAAAAAUUGAUGGUGGAUUUAUUCUUUUCCCUGAUUCUUUAACAGCUGUUCACUCUCCAAACAGUUGCGAAUCGAUUCCCUUCGUUCGUCGAAAGGAAAAAUAGUGCAUCAUGUCCAGCUGUCCUUUUAACUCCAGGUAGGACUCUGAGUAAKUGCUUCGAAGAUGUGGUCGGACGUCUUCGACGAUCUUGACAUCGUCCAUCUCCCGCAGGAUGUUAGUCACCUUCGAGAGAUCUUCGUCGUUGGGGUCGUCUCCCCUCCAUCCGGAYACCUGUAUCCCGUUGUCGUGGUUGAGCAAAAAGUUUUGGAUGCGGUCGUCUACAUGAACGAUUCGCCGCAGGUCGUUGGCAUCCCGCCCAACCCACUCGGCAACCUUAGAGAGAGGUUUCACGUAGGUUCGAUCGAGAUGAAACGUGGUGCACGGAUCCCAGAUGUCGACCGUCUCGCAGUCCUCCCGGUACCACCGUUUGGAAAAGGCAUGGGUGUUCCCCACCAGUACACAUAGCUUAUCMAGGAUGGCAUCAGCGUACUCCUUCGUACCAGCCGUGAAAAUGUGCGUGUCGAAGCGAGUUGUUACGAACCUAAGAAAUUCAAUUAAGCCCGGACGAAGAAAGACUUUGUUCUCGUUGACAUAUAUGAAUUUCGUUUGGUGUGGCGUUGCUGCAUCUUCCUUUGAGUCGUCCUUGUGUUCCUCGUCUUCGUCCUCGUCUGUGGAGAAAGCUGAAAACGGCCAUUUCUCAUCUUGUUCUCGUUCUUCUGUUUCCAAAUGGAUUAAGCACUCGUCCAUGUCUAGCACGACGAUGAGAUCGGAUGGAUACGAUYUCUUGAAUCGUUUAUUCCCAUUGCCGUGGGAGCAAUCUAUUCCUACAGUGUCGUCGACGUUUUCUUCUCCCUCCGYGUCGUGUUGAAAACCAUGAUGCUCUGAAUCGUAGUUCACCGAAACAAUAUCGUCUGUCUCGAUGGCAAGAGCUGGAAUGAAUGAGGAAUCAUCUAUUUCCUCGCUUGGGCUGUCACAGCAUUCGAUCUUUCGUUUCUUGCUCACGCUUUUAUUUACACCAUUUUGUUUGUCGUCGUCACMAAUUGGCACACUCACC